Molecule: messenger RNA, 1824 nt
Organism: Talpa occidentalis (Iberian mole)
Lineage: Eukaryota; Metazoa; Chordata; Mammalia; Eulipotyphla; Talpidae
Gene: CBX2
Product: chromobox 2
Exons: 6
Coding region: 16-1770 (584 amino acids)
Biological process (GO): negative regulation of transcription by RNA polymerase II
Cellular component (GO): heterochromatin; PRC1 complex
Source: RefSeq, a predicted model, not a curated record
GCCGGGCCGGGCAGCAUGGAGGAGCUGAGCAGCGUGGGCGAGCAGGUCUUCGCCGCCGAGUGCAUCCUGAGCAAGCGGCUGCGCAAGGGCAAGCUGGAGUACCUGGUCAAGUGGCGCGGCUGGUCCUCCAAACACAACAGCUGGGAGCCGGAGGAGAACAUCCUGGACCCGAGGCUGCUCCUGGCCUUCCAGAAGAAGACAUCCUGGGUGUCCUCAGAAGGCCCUGGGGAGAAGCAGAGAGAGACCUGGCUGAGAUUGGGGCGCCAUGUCCCCCACUCACACUUGGUUGUAGCCGCACAGCAGACAACGAGUGGAGCCACCCAGGACCGCGGGGCUGGCGUGGAGCAGAGGCGGGGGGAGCAGGAGAAGGAGGCUCACAACCGCAAGAGGGGCAAGCGGCCGCGGGGCCGGCCGAGGAAGCACGCGGUGACCUCCUGCAGCCGGCACUCCAAGCUCAAGGAACCCGACGCCCCCUCCAAAUCCAAGUCCAGCAGCUCCUCCUCCUCUACCACCUCUUCCUCCUCGUCCUCAGAUGAAGAGGACGACAGCGACUUAGACGCCAAGCGGGGCCCCCGGGGCCGCGAGACCCACCCCGUGCCCCAGAAGAAGGCCCAGAUCCUGGUGGCCAAGCCCGAGCUGAAAGACCCCGCCCGGAAGAAGCGGGGCCGCAAGCCCCUGCCCCCGGAGCAGAAGGCGGCCCGGCGGCCGGUGAGCCUGGCCAAGGUGCUGAAGACCGCCCGCAAGGACCUGGGCACGCCGGCGGGCAAGCUGCCCCCUCCUCUCAGCUCGCCCGUGGCCGGCCUGGCUGCCCUGAAGGCCCACGCCAAAGAGGCCUGUGGCGGCCCCAGUGCCAUGGCCACCCCGGAGAACCUGGCCAGCCUGAUGAAGGGCAUGGCCGGCAGCCCCAGCCGGGGCGGCAUCAGCUGGCAGAGCUCCAUCGUGCACUACAUGAACCGCAUGAGCCAGAGCCAGGCCCAGGCCGCCAGCAGGCUGGCCCUCAAGGCCCAGACCGCCAGCAAGUGCGGCCUGGGGCUGGACCUCAAGGUGAGGACGCAGAAGGGGGAGCUAGGGGUCAGCGCGCCAGGAAGCAAAGUCCUAAAGGCCCCCAGCAGCGGGGCUGUGGAGCAGAAGUCAGGGAGCACAGGGGGACCCCCCCACCUCCACAGCGGCAGCAAAGUCCCUGCGGGGUGCCUGGGCCCCCAGCCUGCACCUCCCCAGGAGCUCAGCCUCCAGGUCUUGGACUUACAGAGCGUGAAGAACGGCACGCCGGGGGUGGGCACAGUGGCCCGCCACGCCGCGGCCACCAAGGGCAUCCCUGCCACCGGCCCGGCCAGCGGGAAGGGCGCCGGGGCUGGCCUCACCCUGGGGAGCGGGGGCAGCGCGCCCCCCAACAGCAGCAAGAGCGAGAAGCAGGCCUGCAGGACGGCCGCUCCGCCCACCCCGGCGGCCAAGAGGGACUGUGCCAAGGGCGGCUCGGCCCCCGGUGGGCAGGAGGGCCACCCGGCCCCGGGGGAAGCCCGCAAGGCGGCCGCGCUGUCCGAGAUGAGCACGGGCGAGGAGAACAGCAGCUCCGACUCGGACCCCGACGCGGCCUCGCCCCCCGGCGCCCAGCGCAACCUCUCGGUGUCCGUCCAGACCAGCCAGGACUGGAAGCCGCCCCGCAGCCUCAUCGAGCACGUCUUCGUCACCGACGUCACCGCCAACCUCAUCACGGUCACCGUGAAGGAGUCCCCCACCAGCGUGGGCUUCUUCAACCUGAGACAUUACUGAGGCCCGCGGCCACCGCGCCCUGCCGCCCGGGGCCUCUCCAGGCCGCGGGGCCCU